Molecule: messenger RNA, 2736 nt
Organism: Mauremys mutica (yellowpond turtle)
Lineage: Eukaryota; Metazoa; Chordata; Testudines; Geoemydidae
Product: zinc finger protein 239-like
Exons: 2
Coding region: 21-1166 (381 amino acids)
Biological process (GO): regulation of transcription by RNA polymerase II
Molecular function (GO): RNA polymerase II cis-regulatory region sequence-specific DNA binding; DNA-binding transcription factor activity, RNA polymerase II-specific
Source: RefSeq, a predicted model, not a curated record
GAGCCCUCUACGGGGACGUCAUGCAGGAGAACUACGAGACGCUGACCUCGCUGGGGGGUGCUGGGAUGGUGAAUGAGAAGGAGAAUCCACAGCGGGAAAAUUGUGAGGAUGUGGAUCUGCAGGGAACAGUAUUGGGAAGAACCAAGGGGAAUUUUUACCAGGAUCGUAAAGGAGGAAAACCUUGUGGAACUCAGCGCAGGUCAGAGAGAUUGCUGGGAUGCAAGCCAGGGAAGAAAACACGUGAACCCAUAAAUGAUGGUGGAGAUUGCAAGGACCUCAAGGAAACCACAGCCCAGCAGAGAAUGCCCAGAGAAGAGAAGAAAAACACAUGCAGCGAGUGUGGGAAAAUCUUUAUUCGGCGGUCACAUCUUAUUUCACAUCAGAAGGUCCACACUGGAGAGAAGCCUUACAAGUGCCUUGUCUGUGGGAAGGUUUUCAGUCAGAGCUCAAAUCUUAUUUCCCAUCAGAGGAUCCACACAGGGGAGAAACCCUAUAAGUGCCUUGUCUGUGGGAAAGGUUUCAGUCAUACUGCAAACCUUAUUUCACAUCAGAGGAUCCACACCGGGGAGAAACCCUAUAAAUGCCUUGACUGUGGGAAAGGUUUCAAUCAGGGUUCAAACCUUAUUAGGCAUCAGAGAACCCACACAGGCGAACAACCUUAUAAAUGCCUGGAAUGUGGGAAAAGCUUCAUUCAGAGCUCAGAUCUUAUUAGACACGAGAGAACCCACACAGGUGAGAAACCCUAUAAAUGUCUGGACUGUGGGAAAAGCUUUGUUCUGAGCUCAGAUCUUAUUUCACAUCAGAGUGCUCACACGGGAGAUAAACCCUAUAAGUGCCUGGAGUGUGGGAAAAGUUUCAAUCAGAGCUCAUACCUGAUUUCACAUCAGCGAACGCAUACAGGAGAGAAACCCUAUAAAUGCCUCGAGUGUGGGAAAACAUUCAGCUGGAACUCAAAUCUAAUUUCCCAUCAAAGAACUCACACAGGAGAGAGACCGUAUAAGUGCCUGGACUGUGGGAAAAGGUUCAUUGACAACACAGCCCUUAUUAAACAUCAGAGAAUGCAUACAGGAGAGAGACCCUAUAAAUGCCUCGAGUGUGGGAAAAGUUUCAGUCGGAAAUCAACUCAUAUUGGACACCAGAGAAUCCACAAAGGAAAGAAACCUUGAAUGUGGGGGAAGCUUCAGCUGGGAUCAGCUUGUAUCACGCAUCAGGAAAGUCGUACAGGGAAUAAACCUCUUAAAUAUCUUUAACAUGGAAAAUGCUUAGAGUGGAAUUGACAUUAAGAAUUCCUCUCCUGUGAGGAGUUUGUAAUCAAUUCCAUCACUGGGGCUGGCCACAGUUUAUUUAAAAAAAUCCAAUUCCCCUGCAUAUAUCUUUGAUUUCUUUCAUGCUAAGUCAGACUCGGGGAGGCUGCAGGUGAAAAUGUUGCAAAACUGGAGGGAGAAUUCAAAUGAAUCCCCCACAGUCUGUGAUCAUUCUGAGCUUAAAUUCCAGUUUCCAUCAGAUGGGAAUUUGGGUUUUCUCCUUUCAUUAGGACAAUGUUAAAACUUUUGUAACCAUCAUGACAAUAUAAGAAGGCGCCGAAUGAAGCAGGUGUUGAUAGUUCAGAGGAGAGUGUGGGUAAGUCUGUUCUCUUGAUUUUGAAUCAUCUGGAACAUGCUCUGGGAUGUCACUAUAUAUGAACCGGAAAGUUUCUUAUAGUCCACCCUGUAUUGUGGCUUGUUCUCUGUUUGCUGAAGGCCAUUUGGUCACCUAGUAGGAUAUUAGUUUUGCAGGACAUUGUGUAGAUUUAGUGGGGACUCCAAAAGACACAUGACCAUUUGCCAGAACACUCUUCCUUUAUUUGUACCAUUUUCCGAACCUUUGCCAUGAGAUGUAUAAUAAUCAUUGUUCAAAUAACACUAACAUCACCAUGAGCACAAACACCGAUGGGACCAGUGUGAGAGUCGCAGGCCGAGAGGCAGAAACUGAAACGGGAGGAAGUUCCUGCUGGAUUCCUGCAGUGAUGGGAGAUAGGGCCGGGAGAGAGAUAAAGGGCUGGGAAACUGCAGGGUUUUCUCUGGAGAGCCAGACAGCUGAGGCUGAGAAUUGUUAACUUGCUGCACUGGAGCCGGAGAGAGACGGGAACUAGCCUGGGAUCACUGGGUGAAACUGUCCCUGAAUCCCAAAGGGCUACAAAUGACGCUGCUUGUGGAGUUGCUGGGUCUAUCAGUGAUUCCUGGGAGGACAAGACUGAGCAGAGGUAGGAAGGAAACUAGGGAAGUCAACAGGCCUGGCCGGCCCUGAGGCCAGCUGACAUCCAUCACUGCGACUGGAAGGCAAUGGGGAGUCUGUGAACCAAGAUGGUCACCGCUAACCCCUCCACAGCGUCCUUGACAGAGACUCUCUCUGUCACGCUCACCACAUGCACGCCAAGGACUUCCCUGGGGGAUAAACCCCUCAGCCGGGAUUGGAGAUGCCGCACCCUUCUCCGGCUCCCAUUAACCCGAGCUCCCUGGCUUUCCUGCUCUCACAGCAUUUGCUUCCCUGUGACUGAAUCGCGGUGUCUCUAAUGGAUCCUCUGCAUUUUUUCUGCCCACUGUACAACGUUGCUGCUGCCUGCGGGAGGUGGGAGCAGCGCCUUGCUGGGCUGGGGCCGAAAUGCUCUGAGUUGAGCAGGGUACUGGGUGUGGGGAGGAGAUUUUAGCUUUUAUUUCUGGCUUGGAAAGAAUAAAGUGGAAUUUAGUUUCUCAAACU